Messenger RNA from Serinus canaria (Common canary), 4734 nucleotides. It is a transcript of the gene RAB9A, whose product is annotated as RAB9A, member RAS oncogene family. Gene Ontology annotation, biological process: retrograde transport, endosome to Golgi; Rab protein signal transduction. Gene Ontology annotation, cellular component: phagocytic vesicle; late endosome; lysosome. The transcript has 3 exons. The record is from RefSeq and is a predicted model, not a curated record. Lineage: Eukaryota; Metazoa; Chordata; Aves; Passeriformes; Fringillidae. The coding region runs from base 2610 to 3215 and encodes 201 amino acids. Gene Ontology annotation, molecular function: GTP binding; GTPase activity.
UUUCAUCUCCUUUUCCUCGUUGCUGUGGGCUUGGAGCGGGCUGCCCAGGGAGGAGAUGCAGUCACCGUCCCGGGAGGUGUUUGAGGAAAGGCUGGACGUGGCACUCAGUCCGCGGGCCGCUUCACAGGGGGGUGUUCGGCCGUAGGUUGGUCUCGGUGAUCUCAGAGGUCUUUUCCAGCCCAGUGGAUUCUGUGUGGAGCGGGGCCGCCUGCCCAGCCCGCCCUUGGGUUUCAGUUCUCCUUUUCUGAACAGCGGCUCGGCUCAGGCGCUCUGCAGGGCCGGGGGAGUUCCCAGUGGCGGCAGGUGGUUCUGCGGGCUCAGGUGUGGGCAGGGAUAGGGAUGGGCCAGGGCUGGGAAUCGCUUACGUCUGCGUGGUUAAUGGGCUGCUCUCGGUGUAAGUAAAUCCGUGUUACAGGAAACUUCUUCAAAACAAAUUAGUAGGUAACAGGAUAGUGCAAGAAAAAUAGUUUUAAAAACCUCCAUUAGUGCCUUUUUAGCAAGGUUACAUAUAAGUAGAUACAUGGAGAGCAUUUAAGUUUUAUUAACUUGGGUGGGAAGUUAAUAAAAGUUAAGUGGGAAGUUAAAUAGGGAACGUCUUGGCUAAGUUUUGUUCAGGAAUUGAAAUGCUUGUCUGCAGAUAGCCGUUGUGCAGCCUUCCAUCCUACGUGUUGUUUUCCUUCUUGUCCAUAAUAAUUUACAGCUACCCUAAAUAAGCAUGUGGGUUUUAUUUGUCUUUACUUUUAACGUGUUGUGCAACACUGAAGUUGUCAGUGCUAGCUUUUUUUAGAGCAAGGGUGGCUAUGUGUGACUGGGGGUUUUUUGGGUUUUUUCCCAAAGUGUUUUUCCAUUACUUUUAGUAGCUUUGUAGGUAACAAGCUGUAAUGGCAGACUGGAGGGAGAGCACACAUACCCAAAAUAAAUCCAAAACAUUUUUUUCAUAGCACUUUUAUUUUCAGAGAAACCUAAUCAAAGGAUGAUACAGCUCUAUCUGUGUUUUAUACCAACAUCAAAUUUAUAAUGAACUUUUCUCUGUCUUUAUUCAGGUUGUAUGGAGCUGUCUUUGCUGUCUUAAUCUUAGUAAAGCCUUUUCCAUGAAGUUAAAAAGAGACAGUGGGUAUUAAAAAAAAAAAAAAAAAAACCAAACCAAAACACCUGCUCUAGAAGUCCUUGUUUUACUUUUGAGUGUUCAAACACCAUCGGUUUCCUUAAACUGAAAAUAUGUGUAAAAAAAGAAUUGCAGAAGGUCAAGUAAGAUAUUUAUAAAUUUCAAGCCUUGUUUUAUUUUGUGUCAAUUUGGUAAUAAAUUAUGGGAAACAUAUCUUCCAGCUCCUUAGGAUUGGAAUUUCACAUAAAUGUUUCACAAUGGAUAAAAACUUCCCAGCAAAAAGGCUUGUGAGAAGUCCUUAGGCUUUGUUGGUUGUUUGUUUUGUUUUUUUUUAAUAGUAAGUUCUUUCUCUCCCCUGUGUUUUGUUUUUGUUUUCCUUCUGAGCAGAGCAGACAAGUGUGUUGGCCUGGUACAGUGUAACCCACUUAAUGCCUUAGGGAUGGGCUUUUGUCACAAGAGUUACACUGGGAAGAAUGUGAAUGUACAAGGUAGCCUUGAACCAAUAGAGGCUGCUAUUACUAAGAUUCCCUGAAGGAAAAGGGAAACUAAUGCAAGGGAGAAAGAUGAGCACAUUUGGGCAGAAAUAAUUGCUGGAUAAGAUAUUGAAAGAGUGGAAGCAGUAAUAGAGAAGUAGGUUGCAAGGAGAAUGUCAAAUAGCUCAGGCAUUGUUAGCAGUGUUGGACCACGAGCAGCAGCACUGAAGGGUGUUUUGAAGUUGGCUGAAAGUAACAGAAUAUUUAAGCUGGAAGAUGUUUAACUGUGAACUGCUGAGAAAUGUCAACUCUGAUUAAAUUGAAAUAAAUAAGUUUGCUCAUUUUACUUGAAUUUGGGGAAUGAGGUUGGAGGUGAAGGUUAGGCUUAUGCAAGAUUAAACUGGCAGAGAUAUAAAUGUAGGUAUUUCUCCUGACAAAUUUUGCUAAUUGGCUUUGUGCCUAGCUAGAAGUUAGAAUAAAUGAAGAGAUUCUGGCAGUAGGUGCUGAAAUGAUUUAAUGAUCCAAGGGUUAUGUGAACUUCAUAAUUCCUUCCCUUGGCCAAUGGGUCUUUCAUAGUCCUGGGUCAUGCCAGGCAACUGUUUGAACUGGAAUCCUGAGCUUCAAAGGAGUCAAAACCUUACAAAGAAACCUCCAAAUAAAACUUUUUUGGUAUCUAAAUGAGUGGGAUCAGCUGAAUGACAGUUCAUUUUGGGUUGUGUUCAUAUAAGAAAUUGUAAGUAAUUUCUAGUGAUAUUCUGGUAUGAGAUCAAGGCUGCUUACAACUAGAGGCAAUUUCAAAUAGUCUGUGUUUUCUUUUAGAUAGAUGUUUAAUAAUUUGCUGACAGGUUAUCUUCGUAGUGCAGUGGUGAAAUCACAGGAAGGAAGACUUGUGAGGAGAUUAGGACUUUGAUUUUUGGAAACUUGCAGAUCUGCUAUAGGCAACAAGUUUAACCACUGUAGUGAUUGAGGGCUGAGAAAUGUAAAUCUUCCACAAACAGUCUAGGAAAACAGGAGGAUCUUUUCCCGUAGCAAUGGCAGCAAAAUCAUCACUCCUUAAAGUAAUACUACUAGGAGAUGGUGGAGUUGGGAAGAGUUCCCUCAUGAACAGAUAUGUCACCAACAAAUUUGAUGCACAGCUGUUUCAUACAAUAGGUGUGGAAUUCUUAAAUAAAGAGUUGGAAGUGGAUGGACAUUUUGUUACAAUGCAGAUAUGGGACACAGCAGGUCAGGAACGGUUUAGGAGCUUGCGGACUCCUUUCUAUAGAGGUUCUGACUGUUGCCUGCUAACCUUCAGUGUGGAUGACUCUCAAAGCUUCCAAAACUUAAACAACUGGAAGAAAGAAUUCAUUUAUUAUGCAGAUGUCAAGGAGCCUGAAAGUUUUCCAUUUGUGAUUCUGGGUAACAAAGUUGAUAUCGAUGAAAGGCAAGUAUCUACAGAAGAAGCUCAAGACUGGUGCAGGAAUAAUGGCAACCAUCCCUAUUUUGAAACCAGUGCAAAAGAUGCCACUAAUGUUGCAGCAGCCUUUGAAGAAGCUGUUAGAAGAGUUCUAGCCUCUGAAGAUAGAUCGGAUCACUUUAUUCAAACAGAUACAGUAAACCUUCAUCGGAAACCGAAGCCCAGCUCAUCUUGUUGUUGACUUAAAUUUCUUUUUGCCAAAUUACUGUUGACUAGCUUGCUCUGUAAAAGAAUGGGGAAGGUGUAGUAGGUAGAAUAACAAAUGGGUUUCACUCUAAUAUUAAAACCGUAAUAUUCUGCUGCUUUCGUGGGGGAGAAAAAGAAAAAUCUCCAUUCAUGAGUGACCCGUUAUUGAAUUAGUGAUGCUUUCUGUUUAGGAAGAUCCAAGGAAAAAAUAAUAUAAGAAUAUAAUUUGCCAACUUUGUUCAAAUAUAAUUUGAAUAUAAUUAAAACUUGAAAGUUCUAGAAGCACUACUUUGGAGAAGCUGUUCUGGAAUUCAGGCACAAAGAUACUUUUAUAUGUGUAUAUUUUUAUGAAAUUGCCAUUCCACUUUUGUUUCAUUAGAUGUCAGUUUCUUAAUGCUAGAUAUUAAACUUCAGUCUCACUACAUUCCUUUUGCUGUGGGUGGUACUUCAUCUCUAAUGUGGUUAUUAUAAGUUAAUAUAAAUUACGUCCAGGUCUUCUAAUUGCCUAAUGUUGCUGUAAUUUGUGUAAGUUUGUAAGUAGGAAGUAAAUUUCCUACGUAUUUAAUGUCCGUUUUCUCCCAUAUACUAUUCUAAUGCUGCACUAAUUUUUCCAGUGGUUUAAUGCAAAAUACUGAUCAUUUUUAAAAUUAAUGUGUGUCCUUGCCUUAAGUCCAUUCUGGCACGUUUCUGAUUAAUAAGGUGAAAAAUCUGAGUAACUGAAAUAUAACCAUUUUUUGAAAAAGAAAUGCUUUAUUCAGUCAGCUUUAAUAGCACUUGAAAGGAUACAUAUUGUGACAGUUUUUUAGGAAAACUUGUGUACAGCCUUAGAAGUUCCAAACUUCUGUUCCUGUUAACCUGAGCUAUGAAUGUGUUUACCUGUAAUAUCUGCACUGUGAUAUUAAGGAAUGGCAAUAUGUAGAGAACUCAGGAAGCUCUUGACUUAAAGUAGAUUUGACAGCUUUCAGUCCUAAUACAGGUAUAUAACUAUAGAUAGUAUUUGAGCUGAAUUUGAUCAUUAUUAAAAUUGCUAUUUUAGGAUAUGGAGUUGCACCUUUAAGAGAUAAUGUGUUUUAUAUUACGGAAUUCAUUUCAUAAUUAUGAACCAGAGCAAAAUCUGUAUUUCUUGGACAGUUUUGUGCAGUCAGGCAGACAAAACUACAGGUGUUUUUGAGGCUUUCAGCUGCAGUUUAAGUGGUAGAAUACUUGUAUGAGAAAUGGUUAUUGGCUCUCAGAGUAACCACUGUCCUUGCAAUAGCAAAAUUGCUAGUCCACUCACAAUUGCUUCCAUCUGUAAUUGACUGCUAACAGGCACGCAUGUGGUCUGAGAGAGGAAGUUUCAUGCUGCAGCACAGGCCAUGUUAUUCAUUAAACAACUGCUUUUUGUACAGAAACUUUGUUUCAAUGGAAAAGCCUUUCUUGAGAGUACAUUACCAGCAAGCACUUUAUCUUAAAAGUAUCUGAUUAAUCUGUACCAGGUGUAAUUAUUUGGAAGUAAAGCUUGCAAAAACAAACCA